Molecule: messenger RNA, 1310 nt
Organism: Humulus lupulus (European hop)
Lineage: Eukaryota; Viridiplantae; Streptophyta; Magnoliopsida; Rosales; Cannabaceae
Product: hyoscyamine 6-dioxygenase-like
Exons: 4
Coding region: 56-1093 (345 amino acids)
Source: RefSeq, a predicted model, not a curated record
AUUUUAUUAUUAUAGAUAUCUUUUAGACCAAACUUUCUUUUUAUUUUUUCAUUCAAUGUCGAUCGAUCAUAUGGAGAAUCUUGUUUCCAGUUGGUCCAAUGAUAUUGCUGGGAAAACGUUACCGGAAUCAUACAUAUUCCCACCGGAAACAAGACCAGGCCACCUUUCUUUCCCUAUAAGCAACUCCAUUCCGGUGAUCGAUCUUCAAAAUAAUCACGAUCAAUCUUCUACCAUUCACAACAUCAUCAAAGCUGGUCAAGAGUAUGGAAUUUUUCAGGUGAUUAAUCAUGGAGUUUCGGAAGAGUUAAUGGAUGAGACAAUGAAAGUUAUGAAGGAGCUUCACGAGUUGCCUCCUAUGGAGAAAGCAAGAGAAUGUUCCAAGGACCCUUUGAAGAGAUGUAGGCUUUACACAAGUAGUGAAAACUUCUCUACCGAAAAGAUUCACUAUUGGAGAGAUGCUUUAGUUCAUCCUUGUCACCCUCUUGAGGAACACAUACAAUUUUGGCCACAAAAUCCAACUCAAUACAGAGAGAUUGUUGGGAAAUAUACAGUGGAAGUGAGGAAGUUGGGUGAGAAGAUAUUGGAAAUGAUAGGGCAAGGAUUGGGAAUGAAGGCAGGGUAUUUCAGUGGUGAGCUUAGUGAGAAUCCAGUGGUGUUGGCUAAUCACUACCCGGCUUGCCCAGAACCGAGUUUAACCUUGGGCAUAGCUAAACACCGUGACCCUAGUCUCAUCACCAUUCUUCUUCAAGGAGAUGUUCCUGGUCUUCAAGUUUCCAACGAUGGAAAUUGGGUUGUCGUUCAACCUAUUUCUCAUGCAUUUGUCAUUAAUAUUGGCUAUGUUUUACAGGUGAUUAGUAAUGGAAAGCUAAAAGGAGCGGAGCAUCGAGUGGUGACUAAUUCAAGGGUUGAUAGAACGACAGCAUCGUUGUUUAUUUAUCCUUCAAACGACAGUAUUAUUGAGCCAGAAACGACAUUAGUUGAUGAUUCCUAUCCCCCACUCUACAGACCCUUUCAGUACAAAGAUUUCCGUCGCUACUAUAUCUCAAAUACUGCUGAUGCUAGUAAACUACGUCAAUUCAUGGAUAAAAUGUAGUAGCAUUAGCAAACAGGUACACUUGAUUCUCUACUCCAACCUAGCUUUAAUUAGGUUUAUAUCAAUUUAUUAAGGCUGUGUUUAGUGAUCUGUAAUUGUAAUGGCUUUGGCAACUUGCCAAGUCAAAGGGAUUGAACUACUACAUAGACAUUAGCUGUACUGAGUUUUAGAAUAUUUAUGUGCUGAACUCAACAUCAUCAUCAUUAUGAAACAUUUA